Molecule: messenger RNA, 1356 nt
Organism: Theileria equi strain WA
Lineage: Eukaryota; Apicomplexa; Aconoidasida; Piroplasmida; Theileriidae
Exons: 3
Coding region: 299-1297 (332 amino acids)
Biological process (GO): regulation of mRNA splicing, via spliceosome; mRNA processing
Cellular component (GO): spliceosomal complex
Molecular function (GO): RNA binding
Source: RefSeq, a predicted model, not a curated record
AGCCUUUAAACCCUCCGAUACUUUUACCAUACAAGUGGAGCCUACUCUAUUGCCUGAUUUAUCAUUUAAAAACGCAGUUAGAGACUAGUAAAUUGGUCCUGUAGUAGAUUCGCACCGUUUGAAGGCCAACACUGGUACCGUUUGGGUUGUAGGUCGAAAAAUUCGUUGUAAUAUCCACAAUCGUGUGCCUCAACUCGUAAAUUUGAAGUCAGAGGUCUAGAAUCGAACACACCCUGGAACAAUUGCUGAUUUUACAGCAAAUCCUGGAAAUAAAGAUACACGACUCAUACUUUCAAAGAUGCUGAACGCUUCUCGGUUCUCUCGUGGCGGUGGCGACCAGAAGACGCCCUUUUUGGUAGGUAAAGAGCGUGAGCUCUUUGAAUCAAAAAAAUGGCCGAGCUCAUUUUCUAAACCUGUAGAUAUCACCAAGAUAAGGAUAGACGCUUUCAAGCCAUGGAUUACUAAACGAACUGCUGAGCUAAUGGGCGUUGAUGACGAAAUCGUGGUUGAUUAUUGCAUUAGCCAGUUAAAAGUACUCGGGGAAACAGAUGCCAAAGCCAACAUCGAAAAUGCAGGUGAUGGUGGAACUGUGUUCAAUGAAAAACCAUCCCUUGAUCCAAAGAGGCUGCAGAUAAAUCUUACUGGUUUCAUGGCAAAAAAGGCACACGUUUUUGUCAAGGAAUUGUGGGAUUUACUCUUAUCUGCGCAGGAAAAUGAAUAUGGAAUCCCUCAGGCAUUCAUUGAUGAAAAGAAGAGGGAGAUCGAAAAUGAAGCUAAUGCAGAACUUUCUUCCAUUAAGGAAGAUAGAGAAACCCAUAUUUAUGACGAAGAUAGACACGUUGAUGAGAAUUAUACUGAUUCUAAACGCGAAGUAUCGCACACAAAUGAGCGUCGUUACAAAACAGAGAGACGUCGCAGUUCAACACCCGUACGUAGGGGUUCUUAUUCGCACAAAGAUCGCAGAUAUGAUAGACAUAGGACACACAGAUACAAGCGUUCCCAUUCGAGGGAUAUCCGAAGGGGAUCGUAUAGUCGUUCUUCUAGCAGUUCUCAAUCAUCAACAUCAUCAUACGAAUAUAGUAAUAGGAAACAUCGGAGACACUCCAGAAGAGAAUCACGCAGAGAUCGUUCUUCUAGUUCAGAUUACCACCGCCGUUCUAGACGCAGUAGAUCAGGGAGAAGACACAGACGUUCUCGAGAUGAUUAUAAAAGACGGCGAAAUUCGCGUUAUGAUUCAGACAGUUCACCAAGUAUCGCUCCAGAGAGAUUGAGGGGUAAGACAAGGAAUAGGUCAUGAUUUUUUAUACUAGUAUUUGCUACCUAUUUUAUGGAUGGCUUAUUUGAAAUUUUAGUCGC